Messenger RNA from Plectropomus leopardus (leopard coralgrouper), 674 nucleotides. It is a transcript of the gene prr15lb, whose product is annotated as proline rich 15 like b. NCBI's taxonomy places the organism in Eukaryota, Metazoa, Chordata, Actinopteri, Perciformes, Serranidae. The record is from RefSeq and is a predicted model, not a curated record.
GAGAGAUGCUGCACCUGUGCACGAUCACCUGAGAAGAAGAAUUAAAAACAGAGAAGGUGAAGAGUUUGUAAGCAUGGCGGUGAGACACUUUCACAUCUGAGAGAAAAUCCUUCAAACUCGUCAUCAAAAAGGUCUGUCCUCCAGUCUCCGUUGGUGCCAUGGCCGAACCAAGCUGGUGGAAGCUGACCUUCUCCCGCAAGAAGAAAUCUGAAUCCAAAGUCCUGUACGAGAUCCCGGCUGAGUAUGGCAGCAACACGGGAAACAAAGACCACUCGACCAGCAGCCCCCCUGCGGACCACAGCAUGGACAGCCAGUUCAGUGCCAGGCUGGAGAAGAUCGUGGACAAAUCUGCCACCAAGGGCCGCCACGUCAAGGUGUCCCACUCCGGACGCUUCAAAGAGAAGAAGAAGGUUCGCGCCUCGCUGUCCGAGAACCCGAAUCUGUUCUCAGAGCACAACCUCAGUGACGAGAACCAUAAAAAGAAACCUGACAAAUAGCACCAAACAUACUCGAUCACACGUGUCAUAAUUGUAAAAGCUUAAAUGAAAAUAAACACAACCAUGUGGCUCUGCAUGUGCAGCAGACGACCACACCCACCCUGAUACUGGAAUCAAUGGACUCCCAGUUAAACACACAAACUGGUAUCAGCAAACCAUUAAACAAACUGGAGACAU